AUGGAGUUGUGUUCAGACAGUCUUCAGACAAUUCUCGAUAAAAAACACAAAGCCUUCGGUCGAGAAUUGGGUCAACCCAUGGGUAUAGUAGAGGCUUACAUCUCGUGCCAUAUAUUCAAAGAGAUCCUAAAAUGUGUGCAAUAUUUGCACGGAUUGACACCACCGGUCACUCACGGGGAUUUAUACCCUGCUAAUAUCCUAAUAAGUCCAGGAGUUGGUUACACUUGCUAUUACAGUCGUUGCAACGGCAGUCAUUUUAAAAUAUGUGACUUCGGGUUGACUACUAUUCGCCAACACAAGUCCAGUAGAUUGGGUAAUGACAACUACCAGGCCCCAGAGGUUGGCCGUGGUGAGUUUCAUAAUCAUAAAGCGGACCUGUUUAGUAUCUACAAAAUUGGUGAACAGUUAUUUGAUGUGGACUUAUCAUGUUUGAAAACGGAUGCUUCACUAUCGUAUUCAUCGGAUAACGAAUUGGUGAACAAAUGUAUGUAUUGCAAUCCAUGUCGUACUACAACUGGGACCACCCGAAAAACCCCGAUACCCUUCACUGGAAAGACAGACGUGAAUGCAGUGAAGUGUUGGAGACUUACAAAGAGUGGACACUUUGCAACCAAUGUCUGCUAUCGGGUCCAUAUGUCUUCGAUGCAAUAA
This is a messenger RNA of Oppiella nova, 651 nucleotides long. NCBI's taxonomy places the organism in Eukaryota, Metazoa, Arthropoda, Arachnida, Sarcoptiformes, Oppiidae. The record is from the annotation of a GenBank genome assembly.